Suillus plorans is the source of this 1197-nucleotide messenger RNA. RefSeq lists its product as uncharacterized. The record is from RefSeq and is a predicted model, not a curated record. The coding region runs from base 133 to 939 and encodes 268 amino acids. The transcript is spliced from 3 exons. NCBI's taxonomy places the organism in Eukaryota, Fungi, Basidiomycota, Agaricomycetes, Boletales, Suillaceae.
UCUGAAACUCCCGCAUUGAGCGGUGAGGUUGACACUUUCCAUACAAUCGUGGAUACUGCGACGAGUGCGGCAUCGCACGUUUCAGAAGAAGUUACUAGCGCACUAGAAUAUGUUUCCUCGGGCAUCAGCUACAUGUUUUCAACCACGCCCCGUGUUUCGACGGACAACGUCAACGUUUCGGGUACAACCGAACAACUAUCAACCACUUCGGCCAUCGAGCCGAUCAUUGCCGAGGCACUACCGGAGAGCGCUCAGGGAGCUCCCUCCCCUGACAUCACUGAGGCCGCGCCGCAAAUCGCUCCCGUCGUCCCUAUCCUUAUCUUACCUGUCAACGAUCACACGUUGAACGAAUCUGCAUCACCAGACCGGGAGAUUGAUGCAGGUGAUCCUUUGGCCUCUGAUUCAUUGGAUGCAACAAUUUCUAUUCCGUCGACGCAUUCUCCCAUAGUUUUGUCCAAAUCACUACCUCCCGUCACGCAGGAACCUCAAGCUGGAGCGCAGGACAGCAAACCUACGGAGGGAGAGAAUUCGGAAGCACAGGCAGCAGAAGAGAAGAAUGGAGAUUUACUCGUGGAUGCAGUCGCGCUCCCUUUAGACGCGGCUGCCCCUUCCACAACAUUUGAGAUUGACGUCAAUCCAGAUUCCGCUCAAACAAGCGAUGCAUUCGCUGUCGAUGCUGCGCCUGUCGUGCCCAACAAAGAGCCAUCUUUGCCAGCGCCCGAGCCUCAAGAUACCCCCGAAGUUACCAGCUCGUUAAUGCCCUCAACAAACGAUGAUCCCAAAGAUUCAAAGGAAGUUUCAUUCCCGGCUCCUGCUACCACCGACCCCACUGUAACAUCGUCAUCCAAGUUCAACACCGCCAGCACCAGAAAGAAGCGGCGGUCACUCUUCGCCAAAUUGAGAGAGUUCCUUUCCCGUAAGGAGAAGACGAAGAAGUAGUAGUUACUUUUACCCCAUCUUGAUCGUCUUCGCUUGUUGAUAGCUCUUGGCACAUUCCUCGCGCUUCCACAGCCUCUUACGACGCAGACGACUUCUGAUUUCUUUCAGCAUUACGCAAACGAUACCUCUUUCCUUGUACUAAUGAGAAUUCUGUAGGGAUGUGGCUGUUGUACAUAGUAUUGGUGUUAUAUAUGCAUUUCUAUUGUGAUACUGUCUGCAAUUCAAGAGAUAAUGUCCAAAACAAUACCUGGCAAAGCG